Chironomus riparius is the source of this 4326-nucleotide messenger RNA. The record is from the annotation of a GenBank genome assembly. NCBI's taxonomy places the organism in Eukaryota, Metazoa, Arthropoda, Insecta, Diptera, Chironomidae.
GCGCUAAGAAGUAUUAAAAUGUAAAAUAUAGUCAGUCAAAAUGAUGUUAACUAGUCUUUGGAUAAGUCUUGCAUAAAGUAGAUGUUAAAAAAUGUUACUGUUGAAUAUUGUUAGUGCUUUAAAAGCAGAACAUACCAAGUUUUGAGAUGAAUCUCACAUAAAGUGUCAAUAAUUAAUAAAACGAUAAAAUCGGAAAAAAGAAAAAGCAAAAAGAGUGAAAGAACUGAAAAUUCGUGAUUUUUUUUUUUUCAUAUAACAAUAACAUUCUUAUCAGUGCUUAGAAUUUGAACAUUUCGUAAUAGAACGUGAUACCUUCUAAUCAGAAAGAAGCAACAAAUAAAGUGAAAGAGAACUAAAACAGAUAAUUGUAUUUGAAUUAAGAAAAUAAUAAUUUUGUAUCAAAAUGGUGAGAACAGGACAUUUGUUUAGAGCACAUGGAGAAUUUUGUGCAUCACAUCCAUGGGAAGUAAUUGUUGCAUUAAUUACUUUUACCGCAUGUAUGUUUAGUGUUGAUAAAGGAAGUUCAAAUACAAAUGAUCCUCUCAUAUCAAAUGAUCCAAAUGUAAAGCCUAUUCACUUACGACAACAGUGUCAUGGCUGGAGAGAUUCAUGUGAUGGAUUUGAAGCUCAAUAUAUUGCUGCAGAUGUUAUUCUGAUGACUAUUGUAAGGUGCUCAGCAGUUCUUUACUGCUAUUAUCAAUUUUGUAAUCUACAUAAACUUGGAUCAAAAUAUAUACUUGGCAUUGCUGGUUUAUUUACGGUGUUUUCAAGCUUCAUUUUUACAUCGAGUAUAAUGAAUUUUUUGGAAAGUGACAUAUCUGAUUUAAAGGACGCACUAUUCUUCUUUUUAUUAUUAAUUGACUUGUCAAAAGCCGGAAUACUUGCAAAACUAGCACUAAGUGGAUCGAAUUCAGAUGAAGUUACACAAAAUAUUGCACGUGGCAUGGAAAUACUUGGACCGGCAAUAUCAUUGGAUACAAUGGUUGAAGCAUUAGUAAUUGGUGUUGGAACUCUUUCGGGUGUUCAACGUUUAGAAGUACUUAGUGGCUUUGCAGUAAUGUCAGUAAUAGUUAAUUAUGUAGUCUUCAUGACCUUCUACCCAGCCUGCUUGUCAUUAACAUUGGAUUUGUCACGCAACUGUACUGGAAAUAUAAACAAUUCAAUUAGCACAUCAACAAGUACAAGCAAUAUCAACAAUAAUAACAGUAGUAGUAACAACAAUAAUAAUAAUAAUAAUAAUAAUAUCACUGGAGAGGGAGGACAAAAAAUUAGAGAUCCAUCGCUUAUUCGAGCAUUAAGCGAAGAGGACCAGAAACAAAAUCCAAUAAUUCAACGUGUCAAAUUAAUCAUGUCAAGUGGUCUAAUGAUUGUUCAUGCUCACAGCCGUUUAACUUUUUCUGAGAACGAUGAUGUUGAGGAUCCACAUGUUAAUGGCAAUGCAAAUCCCGGAGCUGAUGCUAAAAAUCUUAAUAUGGCACAGCAAAUGAACAAGACAGAGUCUAGUGAUAUAUCUGACUACAUAAUGAAAUGGCUUUCAAUUAGCACAGAACAAAUCUUCAUUUUAAUUUUGCUGCUUACGCUUUGCAUCAAAUUCAUCUUCUUUGACCGUGAUGAUCUCACAAACCAAAUUCAACAGGAUCUGGCCAGACAAAUUGAAGAGGAAGAGCGCAAGAAGCGUGAAAAAGAAAAAGAAAUGCAAUUACAAGAAGUUAGAAAAAUGAUGGCACCACCACCGACUAUUCAAUUGCCACCAAGAGAACCAUCACCUCCACGUCGUCAUGCUUUGUUUUCAAUUUGCGAAGAAGAUCCAAUGACAAGAGAUAUUGAAGUGCAAACAGAUCUUACAGCUUUUGAUGUUUUUGGAGAUUCUGAUGAAGACAAUCCUGAAUUUAUUGAGUCUGCAUUAGUUCCAGUUCGUCCACCACGAUCAAUCGAAGAUUGUAUCAAAAUCAUGAUGUCAGACGUAGGUGCUAAAUCAUUGACUGACGAAGAACUUAUUCUACUUGUUAAUGCUGGUGGAAAUUAUCUACCACUCCACAAAAUUGAAACAAUAAUUGAAGAUGCUGAACGUGGUGUUAAAAUCCGUCGUCAAAUCAUUUCUCAACGUCUAGGAAUUAAAAAUAAUAGUGAACCAUUCUCAACUUUAAGUUAUCGCACUUAUGAUUAUAGCAAAGUAAUGAAUGCAUGUUGUGAGAAUGUUCUUGGAUUUGUAGAAAUUCCUGUUGGAUAUGCUGGUCCAUUGACACUUGAUGGAAAGAAAUAUUAUGUUCCAAUGGCAACAACAGAAGGUGCUUUAGUUGCCUCAACAAAUCGUGGAUGUAAAGCAUUGUCUUAUUAUGGAGUACGCAGUAUUGUUGAAGAUGUAGGAAUGACUCGUGCACCAUGCGUUAAAUUCCCAGAUGUUAUUAGUGCAGCACAAGCAAAACGCUGGAUGGAAACGGCUGAAAAUUUUACAACAAUUAAGCAAGCAUUCGAUUCUACAAGUCGUUUUGCUCGACUACAGGAACUUCUCAUUACAAUUGAUGGUCCACAGCUUUAUAUUCGAUUUAGAGCAUUUACAGGCGAUGCUAUGGGUAUGAAUAUGGUCUCAAAAGGUGCCGAGAAUGCAUUAAGAAUUGUUGCGCAUGCAUUUCCACAAAUGCAAAUUAUAAGUUUGAGUGGAAACUUUUGUUCAGAUAAAAAACCAGCUGCUAUUAACUGGAUUAAAGGACGUGGAAAGCGUGUAGUGUGUGAAUCAAGAGUUAGUGAAGAAGUGUUAAGGACAUUACUAAAAACAGAUGCAAAGACAUUAAUACAGUGUAAUAAACUUAAAAAUAUGGCAGGAUCAGCAAUGGCUGGAAGUAUAGGUGGUAAUAAUGCACAUGCGGCAAAUAUGGUGACGGCAAUUUUCAUUGCCACUGGCCAAGAUCCAGCUCAAAAUAUUACAAGUAGUAACUGUUCAACAAAUAUGGAAUUUCAUGGUGAAAAUCAAAAUGAUUUAUACAUUACAUGCACAAUGCCUUCACUUGAAGUCGGGACAGUAGGAGGCGGAACAGUUUUGCCUGGACAAAGUGCCUGUUUAGAAAUUCUCGGAGUAAGGGGAGCACAUCAGACUCAUCCUGCUGAAAAUAGUAAACAAUUAGCAAGAGUGAUUUGUGCCACAGUAAUGGCCGGUGAGCUCUCAUUAAUGGCAGCCUUAGUCAAUAGUGAUCUAGUCAAAAGUCACAUGAAACAUAAUAGAUCUUCCGUGGUUGUCAAUUCAUUUUCUACCUCAAGUCGUCCAUCGAUGGCAUCAAUUCCAAAAAUUUAACAUCAACUUAACAGCAGUAAUAAAAUUCUUAUGCGUCGUUAUUUAAAAAAUAUGUCGACAUCAUUUCCUUAGAAGCAGAUAAAGUGAAAUAAUUUACAUGCGAAUGUCCAAAUUCAUGUCUACAUAUAUUUUACUUUUUUGUCAGACAAAGUAAAAAGGAUUCCUCUAUUAUCAUUAAUUGUACUUUUAAAUUGUGUGAGAUAAUGAAACGUAUUUCCUCUUAUCUCACAACUUCUUAUGACAUUUGCGCAUUGAUAAUUUAAUGUAUUGAGUUAAUUAACCUUUAAGAGUGAAAAGAAAAUUUAAGUUUUUAGUUUUUUUCUUUUUCUAAAAUUGUCGAGUAAAGGAUUCUUAAUUAAUGUAUGAAAUGAUUUUAUAUACUUUCUUUGAAUUUUAUGACAAGUUGUGAUGGGAAAUUGUUGUUUUAAUUUUGUAAUUUUAGAAAAAGAAAGGAAAUGAAACGAUCAAAAUGUGUAAAUAAAUGGAAAUCGAAGAAGAUUUGUCAGUUUUAAUAUAGUUUGAAAUUGAACACUUAAUUAAGAUGAAUUCGAUCAAGCUUUUAAUUUUUCAUUUCAUAAUUUCCUUAAAACCGAAUGCUUCGUUUCUGUGAUAAUUUUGAUCGGUUCUUCCUAAUGCGCUAAUACUUUUUUUUUCGCUAUUUAUAUUUAAUUGUGUUGUUCAUGUAUGUACAGUAUUUUGUGAUGCUGUAAAAAGGAACUGUGUCAGACACUCGAGAAACAAUUGACAAGCACCAAAGGAAUUUAUCUCAUUAUAAAAUAUUCGACCAAUGACUUAUUCCGAGAUGUACGAUGUCGAGCUAGACAAAUAUUGAUUGGAAAUUAAUUUCCACUGCUGUAGUAGGACUGAUGAAGAGAGUAAUAUAAUUAAUUAGUGAACUUCAUUCUAGUUUCAAGGUAUAAAUAAAUUAUAGAAAUCAAAAAAUUAGAAGGAAAGAAAAUCACAGUCUUGCGAGGAUAAGAAUAAUACUUGUGCAUUAAAUCUUGUCACCCGUUAUUAAAAGAAAUUUUUUAUUCAUU